Messenger RNA from Acanthaster planci (crown-of-thorns starfish), 2461 nucleotides. RefSeq lists its product as uncharacterized. NCBI's taxonomy places the organism in Eukaryota, Metazoa, Echinodermata, Asteroidea, Valvatida, Acanthasteridae. The record is from RefSeq and is a predicted model, not a curated record. Gene Ontology annotation, molecular function: zinc ion binding.
CAUGUUACAACAUUGUUGGGAAACUUCGUCUUAUAGGGUAGCCUGCUUUAAAUGGCACACGAAGUACAUAGGGCAAUGGCGUGGCAUGUUUUAUUGUGCCGAGAAGAUUGCGAACCCAUUAAUAGUUUUGACGGUUAAAAUUGAAAUGUCAACCAGGUGAGAAGUGGUGGCGGAGCGUGCACCAGUCGUGAAUGAUCGCUCUGUUCAUGGCGUUUAAACGACACGGACUGUGGCUACACUGGGAAAUUGUGCACAGGUGAUCUGUGACAUUGUGAACCGAAGGAUAAGUACUGUACAUGUAAAUAUAUUUGACGUGACAUUUAUCAACGUUCGAAAACUUGACUGACGUCGGAUUUGUUUGAUCACUGAAAAAUCAAACUUGCAAUUUUAGUUGCCCAAGUUACUAGUGUUCAACUUGUACAACUUUUCAUAAAUAAACUUUGAGCUCCCUGAAGAUGGCGGAAGGAGUGACUCAGCGUUCGAUUUUGACGAAGUUUGGUGAGGAACAUCUCCAGUGUUCAAUUUGUACAGAUUUGCUCAGGAUUCCCAAGACACUGGCUUGCUUGCACAGCUUCUGUGAGGACUGUCUUUGUCAGUGCCAAAGGUCACAGAGAACUAUUGUGUGUCCGUUGUGUAGGAAAGAAACGGCGAGUCCAAAGGGGGGAGUCAAGAAACUAGCCACUGACUUCAAACUAGCAAGCAUGAUCGAAGCAGUUGCUCAAGACGAGGCUGACCAAACGAUCCCAACUUGUAGCGCUCAUGCUGGGAGGAAAUGCGUGGUGUUUUGCGAGACAUGCUGUGAGCUGAUAUGCCUUACUUGCCUUCAAGAGUCCGACUUGCACAGGAAACAUGAAGUUGGAGAGGUCAGUCAAGAAACAGUACUCGCCAAGAAAAGGCAGUUUAUGAAAGAACACCAGUCCAAGUGCGAUGAAUACUUCAAAGAGAACGUCACGGCUUUAGAAACGGCAGGGAUGUUGAGGAAAGACUUGGAGGAAACAGUAACACAAGCCCAGAAGGCGGUGGAAGCUAAAGCUGACGAAGAAAUUGCUAAAAUAAUAGCUGCAAAAGAAUUUUUACUAAAUCAAAUCGAUGAGAUCAAGACAGGUAGAGAAAGACAGCUCAGUGGUUUCACAGAGGAAUUAGUCUUUCGAAAUGAAACUCUCCAGCAAAUGAUUCAUCACUCUCAAAAGGCACUGAAAACGUACAAUGACUAUGUGUUUCUUCGAGGAUUCUCUGAAGUAAGCUCUAGCUUCAAAGUCCUUGCCGACUAUCCCCAUCCAAGGACAGACAGGAUUGUGCACGGUUUACAGUUCAGCCCAGCGAUUACAACAGGAGCAGUCCACCUCGGAAGUCUGUUGACACGUGAUGGAGGAGAGUGGAAGUUGAGAGCAGAGACGAGUCACUCAGCAAGUGAGGGUGGAAGAGGUGUCACUGUCAGACAUGAUGGCACAGCCCUUGUUGCAGACGUAUGGACUCAAAGAAUUUUCGAAGUCACAUCGGGAGAGAUCCUUGCAACUUUGAAAUCCAUGAAAACGUGUCCACGCGAUGUAUCGGUGACGAGCCACUAUAUGGUAGUAGUUGACGACACUGCCUUUGUCAAGAUGUUCGCACUUGACAAGAGUGUGCAAAAUUUUCAGUUUUCCACUGUGCCGUCUUGUGAGGUUGAAACAACCAACGUGGAUCUCCAGAGUGUAGCUAUCAAUGGAUGCGGCAACGUCGUUGUUGGCGAUGUCAAAAGGAACAUGUUGACAGAGCAUCAACCCUCUGAUGGCGUCAUUGUGCGGGAGCUGCCGUUGGAUACACCACCCGAGUUCUUGGCAAUAAAUAGCGAGUCCCAGGCACUGGUCUCUAGCGAGUACAGCGGCGUCGUGAAGUGUAUCCACCAAGGUCGCACCGCGUUCACCAUCAUGCCAACUAUCAGAGGCACCAAAGUGCGAUGUUGCACCGGUGUGUCAUGGGGGAAAGAUCAGGUCUUCUACGUUGCCAUGCACAACAAGGCCAGCGGCACUGGCCAGGUUCACCUGUAUGGCGCAUCGGGCCAGUUCCUGAAAUGUAUCAUUCAAGGGCUCCAUUUUACCCCAGGGCAUUAGCGUGACUAAGGACAACACGCAAAUUGUCGUUGCUGACUACGACACGAUCAAAAUUUAUCAAAAAGACUAAGGGAUAUUACAACAUUAAAAUCGCUGUAAAUAAACGAGACAUUACUGCACAUAAAAUAUGACAGUGAGCCUCUAUAAGAAGUAUACAGUAAAAGGAUAUAAACAAAUUUUCACAUGAAAGGAGAUCAUUAAAUAAUGACCAGCAAGUCAGACUAUAAUUUUAAUGCGCAUGACCAGAUUGACAGGUAUUCAGAAAAGCUAAGACUGUGCGAAUGUGUGCUUUGCAAUUAAAUGCAGAUCUUAAAAUAAUUUAUAACUUUCCUAGGUAUGGUAGGAAGUUGAAAAUGUUGGGCAAGAAUGUG